Clonostachys solani is the source of this 3174-nucleotide messenger RNA. The record is from the annotation of a GenBank genome assembly. Lineage: Eukaryota; Fungi; Ascomycota; Sordariomycetes; Hypocreales; Bionectriaceae.
AUGUCUUCUCAACCAGCCGGCCGGGGCGAAGACGAGGUCCUGUCUGGCGCCGACCUGCCCCUUCUCUUGAAGGUGCAGGCGCCGGUAGAAUACCUUGGCAUCGGAGCCUCUCUAUCCCCACAUCGACGGGAGAUCGCCGAGUCCGGAUCGAUGCACGACACUGCACGCAAGCUUGCUGCCCUGUUCGACGCCGUGAUCCCCCAGGUCCCGAACCUGGUCGCCGCAUACGGGACGCGAGCUAGCGAAGUCCUCAAAGACUACCGUGUGAGUCCAGCGGGAGCCGAGCAUCACCUCGGACCAUUUGGCCCCUUCACGGGAGCAGAUGCAACCUCAAUCUGGGCUGCGGCGACAUCUGGAGCGAGCUCUGUUGCCCUCCAUCUCUUGGCGUGUUUUCUUGCGCGCGCAUUCGCGGAUCCGACUCACUCUGUUUCCGCCUGGGUCGAGAUCAUCCUGGAGCGGCAGAAGGGAAUUGUCAACUCGCAUGAAGGUUCUGCAGCUGCCUCAAGCGAGCCCAGCGCGCCUAUUUCCCGGGAGGAGAUUCGUGAAUGGGAUGCGUCAGCCCGAGCAUGGCUGCGCACGGCUGAUUUAGCCAUGAAGAAAAACCACGCACAGUUCAAUAUGAUGCUCAUGGAUAUCAAUAUAUCAAUCUCAUGUGCAGACGGCCUAUAUGCCAAUGUUGUUCAGUCAUGGACCUAUGCUAUGCUGGCUCUAGAACAUCUCCUCGCUGGACGUCCGCAUACCAUUACCGAUGGUGCAAUCCUGUUAGGCAUCUCUUCCUGGCAUAUAUAUCCCAACAUCCUCCUCCUUGAUACCCAACUCACAGAGGUUGGGUUUUUCGACAACCUCUUCCCGGCGUCGUGUUUCCUUACCAUAGACAUCGCAGACAAUGGCGAUGAAACUACAUGCCUUGGACCCUCUAUUGUAUCAAAAGGGGUCCACUGGCCAGCCGUUCUCGCUCAACAUAACCUCGACGGUAGCUCUGUUGAGACAAUAGGCGCCAUUGACCGCCGGGUUAGCAUCGAUGAGCUUUAUUUGAUGACACUCGGGAGUCUCUUAAGAGCAUGGAAUACACCACGGUCAGAAAUAGAACCUUCUUUGAAUUGGUUCAUUGCGCUCUGGAGUUCCGUCCAAAGUGCCAGAUCGCCUCUCCCCAAGCUGAGAUGGAUUGAGAACAUUGCCACGGCAGCCAAACGCCUUCUUGAGGCUGUCGGUCCGACCAAGAAAGAGUAUCAACAACUUAUGAACUUUGGCUAUGAUCAAGGUCGCAAUUUCCUGGUAUCCCGCUCUCAACAAGAAGAUUGUCUCCCUUGGUUUGGGCUGCGCCACUGGCAUAUUCUGACUUCCCUGGGUGGACAAACAGCCGGGCAAUGCGGCAUUCGAUACCUCCGUCAACUCGCCAGAGCAAUGGAGUUGCGUUAUGACGAGGCUAUCAUCACGGAGAUCUCACACGAAAAUCUUUCUAUCGGGAAGAAAGAGUUUCAUCAAUAUACUACAGCGAUCAAAGUUCCUCUCGGAGAGCAUGAGGGCCCUAUCGAUAGCGACGAAGGGGAACCGGGUGAUGCCUCGCAGGACGACGAUGGGACGGUGCCGGAUCUUGUUCCCGACGAGGACCCAGUUCAAACUGCCCGUAAAGGUAAGGAAAAGGCACAGCCGUCUACACGCCCAUGUUACCAUAAACUCUGGGAGGGUACUUUCACUCUCCACAAUGAGUAUUCUAUAAGCACGGUGAUAGAAGAGCCGAAGAAGUUGGACAAGUACUCUUUCCACAAAAACCCUCUGUCUGUGGGUGAGCAGCUUCAGUCCCCGUUGCACUGCUACAGGACUUCAGAUUGCUUCGGGGGAAAUGUCCUGGGCGAUUGUCAAGCGUACCUCGGAUAUUCGUUGGAUAUUUUCCCAAACUCUCCAGUAAAUUUCUCGAAAAUGUUUGGCGAUUCUACGGGUGCGUUGCGACUCUGGGUGACCAAAGAAGCAGCGGAAACUCCAGAGAAGCUUGAGGAAGCUCUGAAGGGUCUACAGACUGGCAAGAAGAAGUUAGUCAGCUUGGAGAGCUCCAUCGAACUACUCACAUCUGGGAAGGUCUGCCCCGAGAGUUUGUGGCAGUACUUGGAGGGUCCAGACCCUUAUCAGCCCGAAGUCCUGAUCAAGCCAUUCCUCGAGCUUUGUCGCAAGGAGAGACAGCGUUGUGAGCCCAUCAUCACCUCACUUCGGACUCUUGUCAUUGCACAAUCUAUUUAUGAAGGCCUCGACGGGGCAACUAUCUCUUCCAGCAUAGUUGAGAAAGGAAUUUUCGAUGCAAAAUGGGCCGAACUUUACCAUUCGAACGCGACAGUGAGUCACUCCGUGGUUUUCGGCUGCAUCGCCAUGUUUGAUACUGGCAAACUCAAUCUCGAUACUGAGAGACUGGAAGAGGUCUUUGCUCUCUCAUCUGGAAACUCUAUCUAUGCAGUCUCACGGAUUCUCUCCGAUCCAAGUAUUGAGAUUCCUGACCAUGCUGUCAGACACAUUUUCGGUAACAUUGGGCGUCAGGGGGUUAGUCUGCUCGUUUCCCCAACCACCCGGCCUCCGUCUAAGCUGUUAGGCGAAGUGAGAGACGCAAUCAAGUAUGGGCCAUUCAACGGCUGCCGCGAGGACAAGUUUCGGGAAACAUCACUACGUUUGGAUAUCACAGGCCCAGAAACCCCAGCUGGCUAUGGUGUCGAAGGUAUCUACGAUCACCAGGCGUUCUUCAUUGAUUCUAGAAUAGGUGUUUAUGAUGCCGGCAGAUGGAUUGCAGACCUUGAUAUUCCCAAACUGCUCAGCUGGGAAGCCAGUCAACACAACGUAUCAGUCGCGCGUGUGGUCUGCAGUAUACACUCCCCAGAAUCACGGGCUACAACACUGGAGAAGUUUGUCGCGGUGGAUUCGUGGGAGGAGGUACUGGGGGCUCCUCCUGCGAUUGGCCUUGUCCGAGCCUACAAGAACUGGCCCUCGAGGCUUGCGUUGAGCAUUAUAUUAACGCAGAAUCGAGGUUCAGAUGAGGAAACUAAGAUGGACAUUGACGGAGAACUUGGCGGAGUUGUUCCAAAUGUAGCAGUCCUGGACCAUGGGGAUGAGCUUUGUUGGACAUGCGUCCAUCGGCGCUUGAGGCGACGGGUGAAAAUGACUACCGGAAGACCAACUUUCCUGGUUGCGUAG